CAUGCGGUCAUGACGUCACAGAGCCUCGGCUGUUUACCCGCGAUCAGCUGACGGCGACCGUGACAGAGCAAAAACACUCCUCUGCGGAAGCUGUAUUUCCAAUUUCUCUCCUCUCAGCUCUGAACAAGCCACACAGCAAUGUCAGGGAUAAAGGUUGGAAUACUGACAGUGAGCGACCGAUGUUCCCGCGGGGAGGCGGAGGACACAGCUGGUGCGAAUCUGAAGGAUCUCGUAGCCAAGAACACUCUUUUCCGAGGACAGGUGGUUGAAUAUUGUUGUGUUUCUGAUGAAGUGGACCAAAUUAAAGAGGUUUUACUCAAGUGGUGUAAUGAGAAAGAAGUUAAUCUGAUCAUCACCGUGGGUGGAACUGGAGCAGCGCCACGAGAUGUAACCCCAGAAGCUGUGAAAGAGGUAAUUGAAAGAGAAGCAACUGGCAUGUGUAUAAAUAUGAUGACACAGUCGCUCAAAGUUACCCCACUUGCCAUGUUAUCGCGCCCGGUGUGUGGAUACCGCUCAAAGAGUUUGAUCGUGACUGUGCCAGGGAGCAAGAAGGGAUCUGAGGAGUGUCUGAGAUUCCUUGCUCCAGCAAUCCCCCAUGCGAUUGACCUUCUUACGGGACAGAAGACAGCUGUAGAAAAGACCCAUGAGCAGCUACAAGCAGAAGGAGUAAAAACUGGGCAUGGGCAUCACCACCACCACCACCCAGUGCACCAGCCUCACUGUCAUUUAAAUCGUGGUCACCAUCACCAUCACCACCACCAGGGACAUCAUCAUCAUCAUGCCAGUGACUCUGGAAAUAGCGAGUCGAAGGCAGAUGUGACAGCAGUAUGCCGGCGUCCCAGGAAGUCUCCAUAUCCGAUGAUUUCUGUCAGCCAAGCCACUGAAAUUGUAUUAUCACAUGCAGAGAAAGUUUCCAUAAAGACUCUUCCUAUGCAUGAGGCCUUAGGCUUUGUACUUGCAGAGGACAUCUUUGCCAAAGACCCACUACCUCCAUUCCCUGCUUCCAUAAAAGAUGGUUAUGCAGUUGUGUCCCAGGAUGGAGCAGGUAUCCGCAAGGUUGGAGGAGAUGCAACAGCAGGUUGUGGACCUGAAGAUAAUAAAGUAACCAGUGGUAUGUGUAUCAGAAUUAACACUGGUGCUCCUGUGCCACCGGGCGCUGAUGCUGUAGUACAGGUAGAGGACACAGAGCUUGUUAAAGAGAGUGAAGAUGGCAAAACUGAGCUUGAGAUCAAAAUCCUCAAGGCACCUUCUGUGGGCCAGGAUAUCCGUCCUCUAGGCUGUGAUAUUGCAGUUGGGGAAAAGGUUCUUGCUUCAGGAACUCUUCUUGGUCCCCCUGAAAUGGGUCUCCUUGCUACUGUAGGAGUCACGCAUGUUGCUGUUACAAACAAACCAACUGUUGCAGUCUUAUCAACAGGUAAUGAGCUCCAAGAACCAGGGGAGCAGUUAAAGGAAGGACACAUCCGCGACAGCAAUAAGACAACCCUCGUAUCUCUUCUGCGCCAACACAACAUCCCGGUUGUAGAUGCAGGGAUUGCCAAGGAUGAUCCGACCUUAUUGCUUGCAGCUCUUCGGAAAGCUCUGGACCAGGCGAGCAUCUUGGUCACCACGGGCAGUGUGUCGAUGGGAGAACGUGACAUUCUGCGGCCUGUGCUCACUACAGAUUUUGGAGCAGAGAUUCAUUUUGCACAGGUCUUCAUGAAACCUGGGAAGCCUACUACAUUUGCCACAUGUCUUUACAAGGGAGAGAAAAAACUAAUCCUGGGACUCCCAGGAAACCCAGUGUCAGCCAUAGUUACUUCCAACCUUUACCUACUCCCUCUCUGUCGCAAAAUGAGUGGUCGAAGUGCUGUUGAGAAUACAUGCAUAAAAGUAAAGCUGGCCUCCACCAUAUUUCUUGAUCCCCGGCCAGAGUACCACCGAGCCACUCUGUGCUGGGCACCUGGCGAGGAUUUUGCUGUGGCUUAUUCAACUGGAAAUCAGCUCUCCUCACGACUGCUUUCCAUGGCAUCAGCCCAAGCAUUGCUUAAACUUCCUCCUCGUACAGAGCAAACAAAAAGCAUCUCGGAAGGGUCUCUGGUGGAGGCUCUUUUGUUAGGCAUGUGAAGGUAGUAUUUGGUUAGCCAAAGGUAAACUGUCAUGCUAUAAUCAUUACUUGACUGUUGAUUUGCUGUGAGGAGGAAAUUUGUUUGUAGAAAUUCAAUAAAACACUGAAUUCUUUUUAAAAACUGUUAUGUUUAAUUGCUAUGAUUAUUACUUAUAAUUGACUUGCUUUUAGAAAAAAAAAAAAAAAAUAGAGAAGGAAACUUGUUUAGCCAAAUAUUAGGAAAAGUUAGAGAUAAAACAUUCAGGUCUUUUUUGUCAAAGAUACAAAGAUUGCAUUGAUAUUUAAGUGGGAUUGAACAGGAUGGUCCAUGCACAAAGUUUAUGAUAAUACAAAUUACACUUUUUUUUUUCUCUUUUUUUUUAUCUGGAAAAUCUUUUGGAUCACUGAAUUUUUAUUUAAAUGCGUAGUUUGAAUAUACAUAGAUAUUUGUUUAAUUGUGUAUUGAAAUAUACUUUACACAAGUUAAAAGUUUGUUCAUGCUUCUUUGGGCUGUUGAAGUGUAAGAAGGUUAAAAGAACCCAGUUGCAUAAUUUAGUUUAACAAAGAAGACAUUCUUUAUGUUCAGAAUAUGUUUCUUAUUCCUCACUAACAGUUGUAAAGAAUAUUUCUUUUUUUGUUUAAUUGUCUUUUAUGAAGGGAGUCUUGGACCCAUAGCAGGUAAGAAUGGUGCUAGAAUUUAAGCUGAAAGUUAGUGUGAUGGGCAGUAUAAAUGGGUGUUUUUGACAAAUGUUUAUUAUUGAUAAGAUUUUCAGAUUUAUAUUUUGCAUAUACGCAGUGAUAAGAUAUUUGAAUAAAAAAAGAAUUCUG
Penaeus chinensis is the source of this 2911-nucleotide messenger RNA. RefSeq names its product gephyrin-like (gene cin). Gene Ontology annotation, cellular component: postsynaptic membrane; postsynaptic specialization; cytoplasm. Gene Ontology annotation, molecular function: molybdopterin molybdotransferase activity. Gene Ontology annotation, biological process: Mo-molybdopterin cofactor biosynthetic process; gamma-aminobutyric acid receptor clustering; glycine receptor clustering. The transcript has 9 exons. NCBI's taxonomy places the organism in Eukaryota, Metazoa, Arthropoda, Malacostraca, Decapoda, Penaeidae. The record is from RefSeq and is a predicted model, not a curated record. The coding region runs from base 139 to 2103 and encodes 654 amino acids.